AUGGACUAUGUUUCAACUAUUAAAACUUUGCUUCAUACUUCGAGAGAAGAAGGAUUUGUUAUUCUACUUAGUUAUGUGAAAGAAGUUUGUGCCAAGUAUGACAUUGAGAUGCCUCAAAUGGAAGCUCGUUAUAAAUCUGCUACAGGUCGUUCUUGUCAACAAAAUGAUUCAAUCACAGUUGAACAUCACUAUCGAUUUGAUGUAUUUACUGCUGUAAUAUAUUUUCAAGUUGAAGAGCUUAAUAGUAGAUUCAAGGAUGAGACAAUGAAACUUCUUAAGCUUAGUUGUGCUUUGAAACCUAAAGAAAACUUUAAGCUUUUUAAUGUUGAUCACAUCUAUCGACUUGCUGAGAAAUUCUAUCCUCUUGAUUUUGAUACACAAGAUUUACACCACUUGCAAAUGGAUCACUAUAAGAUUGAUGUUGUUGGCCAUGAAAGAUUUCAGAAUUUAUCAACUAUUUCUGAAUUAUGCUGA
Messenger RNA from Zingiber officinale, 474 nucleotides. RefSeq lists its product as uncharacterized. The transcript has a single exon. The coding region runs from base 1 to 474 and encodes 157 amino acids. Lineage: Eukaryota; Viridiplantae; Streptophyta; Magnoliopsida; Zingiberales; Zingiberaceae. The record is from RefSeq and is a predicted model, not a curated record.